AAAAUAUGGACUCUGAGGCUACUAUUCCUGAAAAGAUUAAAGGUGUCCUAGAGACAUGGUAUAAGGGAUAUGAUAGAGAUUCACCAGGUGGAAAAGAGGAGUUUGAUAGGUGGUUCAAUGCAAGUUCUGAAUAUGACCAAGAACUAACUGAGAAGCAUCAGAAAGAUCUUGAGGAGGUCGUAGCAGAUGAAGGACAAAGCUGGAGUGAGCAUGAAGAUGGAAGGCUAGCAGCAAUCAUUUUGAUUGACCAAAUGUCCAGGAAUAUCUACAGAGGAACUUCCAAGGCCUUUGAAAAUGACCACAUCGGCCUGAAACUAGCAAAGGAGUAUGUUGAUAGUGGAGACUGGGAGAACGCUAAAUUCUUAGAUAAGCAGUUCAUCCUCUUGCCUUUUGAACAUCAAGAGGAUGUCAAAGUUGCUCAAGAAUGUGUCGAGCUUGGUGAAAAAUUCCAAGAGAUGUACAAAUGCAGGAACUGCAAGUGGACCGACGGAAACUGUAUUACUUUCGUUGAAUAUGCAAAGAAGCACGUAGAUAUCCUGGAGAAGUUCGGGAGAUAUCCGCACCGUAACAAGGCACUCUGUAGGGAAUGCACUGAGGAAGAAAUAGAGUAUCUUAAGACAGCAGAAACUUUUAAUCAGAAUAAGUAA
Moneuplotes crassus is the source of this 647-nucleotide messenger RNA. The record is from the annotation of a GenBank genome assembly. Lineage: Eukaryota; Ciliophora; Spirotrichea; Euplotida; Euplotidae.